Molecule: messenger RNA, 2138 nt
Organism: Manihot esculenta (cassava)
Lineage: Eukaryota; Viridiplantae; Streptophyta; Magnoliopsida; Malpighiales; Euphorbiaceae
Product: programmed cell death 6-interacting protein
Exons: 8
Coding region: 346-1917 (523 amino acids)
Biological process (GO): mRNA 3'-end processing
Cellular component (GO): RNA polymerase II, holoenzyme
Molecular function (GO): RNA polymerase II complex binding
Source: RefSeq, a predicted model, not a curated record
AUCCACCCCCCGGUCCCACCCCAAUCUCACCUGCACUGCGAGGCUAAAACUGCGAAAGCUGAAAGCCCAAACUCCAAACUACAGAACACAAACUCUCUCUCUCUCUCUCUGGACUCUUCGAGCUUUGAGAGCUUAAGUUACAAUUCCAGCAACUACAGUUUGCACGGUUACGGCAAUUUCCUGUGCUUAAAACUCCCCUUUUUCUUCCCCAAGUCCUCAAUCGAUGAAAUUUUCGAGCAGGAGAAGGCCUAUUUUUACCCGCCGUUGAUUAUUCUCUGCGAACCCUCACCAGCAUUUGUUUUCUUACGAGGUGUCUUUGGUUUUAAAGAUCUCUUUGUGCAUUGUAUGUUGGGAGAAAUGGGGAGUUCGUUUAAUCCUCAGAUUUUAGUGGAAAAGCUCACCAAGCUCAACCAUUCACAAGCAAGCAUAGAGACUUUAUCACAUUGGUGUAUUUUUCAUAUGAAUAAAGCGAAGCAAGUUGUUGAAACAUGGGACAGACAAUUUCAUUGCUCUCCACGUGAGCAGAGGUUGGCUUUUCUAUAUCUUGCAAAUGACAUUUUGCAGAAUAGCCGCCGUAAAGGUUCAGAGUUUGUUGGUGAAUUUUGGAAGGUUCUUCCAGAUGCCCUUCGUGAUGUAAUUGAAAAUGGGGAUGAGGCUGGAAGAAAUGCUGCGCUUAGACUGAUUGGCAUAUGGGAAGACAGAAAAGUUUUUGGCUCACGUGGGCAAAUUCUCAAGGAAGAGCUUGUGGGAAAGCACUCAGAUGGUAGUAAUAGAAAUGGGAAGAGCGUAGGCUUCAAACUGAAGCAACCUACUGGAAGCACAUUGGACAAGAUAAUUUCAGGUUAUCAAGUUGUUGAUGCCAGCCAGGUGGAUGAAGACGUUAUAAUAAACAAAUGUAGGAGUGCUAUUAGCUCGCUUGAGAAGGCUGAGAAGGAAAUUGGUGUCAAUAUUAAUUCAGGACAAUUCCAUGCAACUUCAUUUGUGGAAGAGCUGCAAGGGCAGCACACUAUUUUGAGGGAUAGCAUUGAACAACUGACAGCCAUUGAAUCAUCAAGGGCAAGUCUUGUGUCUCACCUGAGAGACGCCCUUCAGGAGCAGGAAUACAAGCUGGAACAGAUUCGCAGUCAACUUCAGGCUGGACAGUCCCAAUCAGAACAUGCUAGUAAUGUCUGCCAGAAGUUGCUGCGUUCCGGUAAUAUGCAGUUAGUUGGCGAGCAAGGUUCAAAGGAAGUUGGCACUUCCAUUGCAUCUCAAAACUUUAGAACUGGAGAUAGGGAACAAUCAGUGCCAACGAUGUACACACGGCAGGCACCUUUCCCUGAAAAAACUGGUCAAAUAGAGGAAGAUCCCAGAAAGUCUGCUGCUGCUGCAGUGGCAGCAAAAUUGACUGCGUCGACGUCCUCAGCCCAGAUGCUGUCUUUUGUCCUCUCUUCACUUGCAUCUGAGGGUGGAAUUGGCAAUCCAAUAAAAGAAUCAUCUGGUGAUUAUGCCUCUGGCAAGAGAGCUAAGCUCGAGAAUGAUCAGCCUUACAUACCGACCCAGAAUCCCCCACAGCAACCGCUUCCUCCUUUCCAACAUCCGGAAUCUUUCCAAGUGGCAACCUCUGGGCAGCAGUUAACUUCAAAUGAUCCACCACCUCCCCCAUCAUCACCUCCACCACCACCUCCGCUACCACCUAUGCAACCUUACUCAAUUCCUCAGUACAUGCAGACUGCUGGAUCAAUAAACAAUGUGCCAUACAACUACAGCAUGUCCCAGCAGCAACCACCUUCCUUGCCUGGCUAUCCAGGAGUUGGGACUCAAAUGACAGGUAUCGCUCCGUAUACAAUGCCCCCAUCAAAUUCAUACCCAAGUUAUCAGGGUUCAGACGGUACGUUGUAUAGCCAACAAUCAUCGAUGCCAAUUUCCCGGCAAUAGAAUUUUUGAAGGCUGCUUGUAGUGGAGAGGUGGUUUUGCCGUGGAAACAUGAGAAAUUUCAGAAGGAAAAAAAAACUAAUGUAGCUUGUUAGUUACCCAUGUGCCUUUGAUUAUACACUUAACUAGAUUUGCACAUAGUAAAUGUUUAUUGCUGGUGUUUAAACGAUUCCUUUUGGAUUGUUCAAUUGAGAAAUAGAUAUGAUUGAUUAAUUUUUAGAGUC